UAGACGUUUUUUAGAUUUCUAUAUGUUUAUUCCUGUAAAUUUUAAACCUCUAUUUUAGACCAUUUGUAGACAAUACGUUAUUCCUGUAAAUUUUAAACCUCUAUUUUAGACCAUUUGUAGACAAUACGUACAAUUACACCGGUUUUUAGAUCUAUUUCAUUAUCUAUCAAUCUAUAUUCACCAUCUAUCAGAUAUCUAAACUAGAAAUCUAAUAUUUGUAAGUAAUGGAUGUCUUUUUCAAGUAAAUUUUAGACGUGUUUUAAACUAUUCCGCUAAUUCGCGGUACGUGCUGAGGACUGCGCGUGCGCGUUACGAAACUCUUUAGUUGAUAAUUUUGGCAUCCCAGGUUGUCGCUGCGAUCGUUGUCGUUACUCGUUAUAACAACGUUGUUGGUUCAGUUGGUUGCUGGUGUGGUUGUGGCGGGUGUCCAUGUUGUGGCGUGCGAUUGCCGAUUAGGGCUAAUGCGAUUUUAAUCUUGUCCGUUCCCUAUUUAUUUUCGCGAAUAAUCGCCGUAUAUUUUUGGUUUUUGGUGGUUGUACGUAUUCGCGAUUGAUGGAUUAAUCAUUAAUCGGUUUCGCCAAUUUGCAUGGUGUGUUUAUGGAUUUGCUCGCAGAUUUACGCAGAAGAUUAAGCAAUAAUAAUGGCGCAAACAUAUGCCAUUGUUGAAUUUGAGAAAAAAGAUUGUGCGAUUGUUCCAAUGACGUGGAUAUGUGGAAAUAAUUGCUUCUGGCCUAAAGCUAAUAUUCCAAGGUUGGUUUCUGAAUAUGCUCCACCCAAGGAAGAUUGGUCCCAGCAUAUGAUUAUCAAAAUUCAUGAUACUUUAGAGGGAAUUGAAAAUUGUGAAAGAAGAUUAUCACAAAUUAUUGAAGAAUCUACUAAUUCCGAAUCAGUGAAUUGUCUGACGUCUUCUUUAGUUCGAAGAGAAAUAAUGAAUAGGAAUUCAGGGAAUUCAAGUGAUGACAUGACGGAAAGGGGUUCUGAAUUUCAUAAUAGUAAAAGUGAUCCAAAUAUAAAUGAAUUGAUGGAUGAAGAUGAUGUUCCAUCCAAAAACUCCUCUGACUCUUCCGAGGACUUACCUUUGGCAAAAAGAAAGAAAACUUUAAAAGUAGAUUCUAGUAAAUCCAGAGAAAAUAACGUGUGGCCCAAUUCUUCCAGUAGUGAUGAUGAUGAAAAAUCGCAUAAAGGAUACAAUACACCCAGCACUAUCAAAGUAACUGAAAAACUCAAAACAACUUUCGCUGCAUCUGAAGAUGAAAGUUGGAAUAAUUUUCCUUCAAAGGCGGAAUCUUCAAAGAACGCGAGGGUCAAGGAGACAAAUUCAAAUGUUGCAACGGAGCCUAAAAAAAAAAUACGGGUUUUGCAAAAUGUCAUUCUUCCCCAGAAUAAUACCCUGAAUUUUUCACAAAGCAGAUUUUCAAAACCUAAUAAUGACAAAAUUGCUACCCAAAGUUGUGUUCCAAGUACAUCAUCUUCCUCCACAACUCCAAAAAAAGGUUUCGAGGCAACUGUUAUUCAGCAUUUGCAGAAACUUACUGAAGUACAAGAUCAGAACACUCUUAAAAUCGACCAGAUGUGGAAAUUUCUGAAUGAAAGUAAACUAAAGCACGUGUCAAAACCAGAAGAGUUUCCGAUACUGCCUGUGGACAGGAAAGCAGAUUUCCAAAAACUGGAAGAACUUCUAUUGGAUGAGCCAAUGCACACUUAUUUGAAAAAUCGUCUAGCGUGUAUUGGGGGCCUUAACGUGAGAACCACAGUAAUGGGCAUGUUAAAAUUUUGCAUCACCAAUAGAUUAGCGACGAAGUUUAACUGGGCAGGCCAGAAUAAGAAAGCCUUCAAAGCCACCAAGUUAAAAGAUGUCAUUUAUGAAGCCACUGAGCUUUGCUUUUCUUCUGGAAAUGGAAAACCUUCGGAUAUGAAUGAUAAGGUCAUUAAUCAAGCCAUGAAGGACUGGCUAAGAUUGGCGGCACAAAGAAAAACAAUAUAAUUCGUAUAUAAAUAUAUUUGUUUCAUAUACAAAUCAUCUCAAUUAAGUUACUAAAUUAAUAAAUAUAAUUUUGUAAUGAAAAUUUUAGUAAUAUAGCUAUCCC
Messenger RNA from Ceutorhynchus assimilis (cabbage seed weevil), 2087 nucleotides. NCBI's taxonomy places the organism in Eukaryota, Metazoa, Arthropoda, Insecta, Coleoptera, Curculionidae. The record is from the annotation of a GenBank genome assembly.